This is a messenger RNA of Vespa crabro (European hornet), 6853 nucleotides long. It is a transcript of the gene sfl, whose product is annotated as bifunctional heparan sulfate N-deacetylase/N-sulfotransferase. The transcript has 13 exons. Gene Ontology annotation, cellular component: Golgi apparatus. Gene Ontology annotation, molecular function: heparan sulfate N-sulfotransferase activity; deacetylase activity. Lineage: Eukaryota; Metazoa; Arthropoda; Insecta; Hymenoptera; Vespidae. Bases 3433 to 6102 code for a protein of 889 amino acids. The record is from RefSeq and is a predicted model, not a curated record.
AGUGUAGCACAGCAGUGUAGUAGUAGCGCAGUGUAGUAGGAGUAGUAAGUAUGAUAGAACGAAAGAGUGGGGAGAGUUGCACUAACACAUAGAAACGGACGAUGCCACUCGAGUGGCAUCGAAUAUCCCCGCUCCGUCGUACGCGGCAGUCCGACGCCGGUCGCGCAGCUAGCAUGGCUGGAUUUUCUCGCAGUUUUUCACCGGUUCUCCCGUGGUAAAGAGAGACGGAGACGGAAAGACACAGAGAGACGGAGAGACAGAGAGAGAGAGAGAGAGAGAAAGAGAAAGAGAAAGAAAGAGCUAGAUAGACGAGACACGUAGCAGCAGUAGCAGCAACAGCACACGAAAACUCGUAUUCAACAAAACGCAUUCCUUUGGUUUCGUCCUAUACAAUCGUACGUCGUUCCUCAUAGGAUACAAGACCUUUGCUUUUCGUUCUAUCGUUCGAGAUAAGCACAGAGAGAGAGAAAGAGAGAGAGAGAGAGAGAGAGAGAGAUAUAGAGAGAGAGAGACAGAGGGAGAGAGAGAGAGAAAGAGAAAGAGAGAGAGACAGACAGAAGGAAAAGGAGGGAGCAUAGGCGAUCGCGAGCCGACGUGAGCCAGAACUGACGCCAGAUGCUCGAACAUAACCUCAAAAGUGAAACACUCGAUAGAAAUUAGAUGAUCCCUUCGUAGAUCGUCGAUAUAAGUUCGAUUAAUUUAUAUUUACGUCUAAUAGAUUAGAUUAACGUCUAUCCUACUUUUACGAGGCGACACGUGCUCCUUCUGCGUGCGUUUCACCAGCCAAUCGUUGUCUUCUUCGUCGGGUUGGUGUGUACGUCGCGUCGUUUAUCCUUCUCUCUCUCGCGCGUGUGUUCCCCCCCCCCCCCUCUCGUAGUAGUUAUCGUUGUCCUCGUCGUUCUCUCUCUCUCUCGUAAUGUCAAAGAAAGAUAUAUAAAGGAGAAAGAGAGAGAGAUGGGUAACAGUCGGAUCGUAUCGCGCAAAUGAGAAUCUCGAAGAGAGUAGACAGUAAGUAGUAAGAGAGACAGAUUGAAACAGAAAGAGAGAGAGAGAGAGAGAGAGUGUGAGAAAGAAAGCAUAGCAAGCGAGAGCGCGAAAGAGAAAGAGAGAGAGAGAGAUAGGAAACGAAGAAAGUGCGUCGUGUUGUUGCAAGUGAACGAAGAGGAAAUAAAAGAUUCUAGAAAAGGAAAAAUAAAUAAGAGAGAGAGAGAGAGAGGGGUGGAAGAAAAGCACGAGGAAAUCGUAUGAGAGGAUCGACUGUGAUCGUCCUUCUUCUUCCUUCUUCUCUUACUCUUGUACAUCCACAUCCAGCAUCUUCUUGUCGUUCGUCGUUGGAACGGUAAAUCUCUGAUGUUCGAAGAGUAGAAGAGGAACUUUUCAAAAGAACUCGUUUCGUGUGCACGACGACGACGACGACGACGACUAACCAACCAAUCGACCGACCGACCGAUCAUCCAACGUUCUAUUGUACCUACUAAUCAUCGUCUAUUUCUAAACGAGCCUGUCUUUAUACGAAUUACGGAUCGAAGAAGAUCGGAUCGAUAUGCGGACGUCGUGAUAUCGUGUGAUCGAGCCAAUCGACGUUCCCUCGAAUGGGCUAAGAGCCGAAAAUCGUUACUCCGUGGAAACACCGAGGCUCUACAUCGCCCUUAAUUGACAGGAAGAGAGUGUGAGAGAGAGAGAGAGAGAGAGAGAGAGAGAGAGGGAGGGAAGAAGGGAGAAAAGAGGAAGAACCAUCAAGCUGGAAACUCAAGCGUAGAGUCAAGAAAUAACGGAAGAGGGAAGAGAAGGAAGAAAAGUAAGAAGAAAAGGAAGAGGAGAAGAGCGGGGGAGAUAUCUGGAGCGGCGUUUGAAAUUUACGAGUAACUCGGUGCUCUUGCAAGUGUAAUAGUAUCUACGAACGAGAGAGAGAGAGAGAGAGAGAGAGAACAAACGAACGAACGAACGAAGGAAAGAAAGGAAGAGAGAGAGGCACAUGGCAUAACAAAUGGUCUCCCGUAAAACCAGUUCGCGACUGUUAAAUGACACCGGAAGUACCCAGCUAAGAAUUACACGAGGUAUCUAGAGCGAUUCGUGCAAUACUUUCGUAUCCUCUCAACAGUUGUUCCGUCACUUCCUCGUAAAAUUUGAUAUAAAUAAAUAAAUUUUUCAUCGAAUCAUCGACAAUAGAUCGAUAAGAACGACGAUAUGAUUUCCUUCGAUCAUGAGGAAAUCAUGAAUUGACGUAAUCGUUGUUAUUAAGAAGAAAGAAUUUUUUAAUCGCCCGAUAUAUUUUUCUUUCUUGUUUCUUUUUUCUUUCUUCCUCGUUGUUUUUGUUUUUUUUUUUUUUUUGAAAAGAAAUAUGAAGGUCAUCGGAAUGAAAGAUCGUAGAUGAGCAAAGGUGCGUGAAAAAGAAAUAUUAGAGAAAGUAAAGAAAUAAGAGAAAGAGAAGGAGUGGAAGAAGAAGAAGAAGAAGAAGAAAGAAAGAAAAGGGAGAAGAGAAGGAGGAGGAGGAGCAGGAGGAGAAGGAGGAAGAGAAGGAAGAAAAGGGAGAACCAUCAGGUCCAGCAGAGCCAGAUGGGUUAAAGGCGAAACGCGAUGGAAGGCGCGAUUCCGUGCCGGUGGAUGCAAAAGGGCGCUGUUCGCACUGCAACCGCUGCCCUUUCGGAAGCGCAACAAGUGACAACGCCGUGGUGCUGUUGCUGCUGCUGCUGCUGCAACUGCUAUUACUGUUACUCCUCCUCGCUCACUAGACGUCAUCGGCUUUAUCCAGCAAGGAGUCGAGAGGAUUCGAUUCUGUUGACUUGAACAAAGGAGAAAUAGAAAAAGAAAUAGAGAAAGAGAAAAAUAGAUACGGGUCAAGGAUCGUUGGCAAGCUCCGUUAACAGCGUACCUACUGGGAUGAACUUCUUACGAGCUAUCCAAAAAAGAUUAUUUCCUUCUUCGUCCUCCUCAUUCUCAUCCUGCUUUUUAACGGAGAAAUAGGAACGACCGGUCGAGAGUCGUUCAUGGCGACUUUGUCCUGAGAGACUCGAUGAAACUACGUCAGGGAGAAAGACGAUUGCCGAGAAUCUUGGAGGAUUCUUGGUCUGGAAUCCCUUGGACUGUGCCUUGAAUCUUACCUACGAUAGACGACAGCUCGUCUGAUCUCUGAACGAGCUUCUUCACGAGAAGUAAAAGAGAGAAGACGCGAGAGAAAAAGAUAAAAAAAGAAAAAGAAGUGGGAGGAAGAGAAGGAGGAGGAGGAUCGGCAGGAUUUUUAUCUCUUGUAUCUUUUUCACCUCCUUUUUUUCUUUCUUUUUUUUUUUCUUUCUACCCACUUUGUCGUCCACUUUCUCCUUGUCGUCGUCGUCUCUCUUAUAGUGAUUUCGCUCGUUGUCGUCGUCGUCAUCGUCGUCGUCGUCGUCGUCGUCGUCGUCGUCGUCGUCGUCAUCGUCGUCGUCGUUGUGGACGAUGGUGAUGAAAAUCUCCGCUGUCGAAGCUGGCGUCGCUCUAUUGGGCGCCGUCGGUUCGCGUUGCGUCGUAAAGCAGGCGACGGUGAAGCGAUGCGUCGCGGCGCUCCUUCUCGUCUCCAUCGCGAGCAUCUUUUAUUACACGCACUAUGUCAUCAGCAGUCCUCUCUCCAGUUUGAUACAUCGAGAUACCAGACCCGAACCCUCGAUAAGAUGUUCCACAUUGAGGGGUGCGACGAGACUGCCUUCGGCGCCGGAUCACAGGAGCGAGGCACGAUUGAGGAUAGAUCCAAAGGUGUUGGUCUUCGUCGAAACUUUAUAUUCCAGGCUGGGACGAGAGAUAGCCGAGCUACUCGUUUAUAACCGAAUAAAGUACAAAGUAGAGGUGGCCGGGAAGUCUCUGCCGGUAUUGACGAAUCUCGACAAGGGUCGUUACGGCGUUCUAAUAUUCGAGAACCUUAACAAGUACCUGCAAAUGGACAAGUGGAAUCGAGAACUAUUGGACAAGUAUUGCAGAGAAUACUCAGUUGGAAUCGUUGGUUUUGCUCCUCCAGGCGAGGAGAGUCUCGUUGGUGCCCAACUAAAGGGUUUUCCUCUCUUCAUACAUACCAAUCUUCGGCUUAAGGACGCCCAGUUGAACGCGGCAUCUCCUAUUCUACGAUUAACCAGAUCCGGAGAAACAGCCUGGGGACCACUUCCUGGCGGUGACUGGACCAUUUUUCAGGCCAAUCACAGUACGUACGAACCGUUGGCCUGGGCACACAGGGACAGUCUCGACUAUCCGACCAACAAAAGCCCUCUGGCCACUGUCAUUCAGGAUCAUGGGAGAUACGAUGGGAUACAAAGGGUCCUAUUCGGUGGUGGUUUACGAUUUUGGUUGCACAAAUUGUUGCUUCUUGAUUCCCUCUCGUAUCUAUCUCACGGUCAGCUUAGCCUAAGCUUGAAUCGUAUGAUACUGGUAGACGUAGACGAUAUAUUCGUCGGUGAAAAAAGUACGAGACUUAAGAGGGACGACGUUAUGGCUUUGCUCGCAACUCAACAAAGGAUACAGGCUCUCGUUCCGGGGUUCAAAUUCAACUUGGGGUUUUCCGGGAAGUAUUUUCAUCACGGGACAGCCGAGGAAAACUUGGGGGACGAUAUGCUGCUGGAGAACGUCGACAGAUUUACGUGGUUUUCCCACAUGUGGAACCAUCAACAGCCCCAUCUAUACGAGAAUGUGACCCAUCUACAAUUGGACAUGGCACUGAACAAACAAUUCGCAAAGGACCACGGUAUACCGACGGUAAGCGGCUACAGCGUAAGUCCACAUCACUCAGGCGUUUAUCCGGUCCACGAAGGCCUUUAUGAGGCAUGGAAAAGAGUUUGGAACAUCAAGGUCACUAGCACGGAGGAAUAUCCACAUCUAAGACCGGCCCGUUUGAGACGUGGCUUCAUUCAUCGUAACAUCAUGGUACUACCAAGACAGACGUGCGGCCUUUUCACUCAUACAAUCUUUAUAGAGAGGUACCCAGGCGGAAGGGAUAAGUUGGACGAAUCGAUACAAGGCGGCGAACUCUUUCAAACGAUCGUUUAUAAUCCUAUAAAUAUUUUUAUGACGCACAUGUCCAAUUAUGGUAACGACCGUUUGGCAUUGUAUACGUUCGAAUCUGUAAUAAAGUUUAUACAAUGUUGGACAAAUUUGAGAUUAUCGAGUUCACCGCCUCUUAAACUUGGCGAACAUUAUUUUCAACUUUAUCCGGAGGAGGCCGAUCCCGUAUGGGGUAACCCGUGUGACGAUCAAAGACAUCAAAAGAUUUGGUCGAGGAAUAAAACGUGCGAUCAACUGCCAAGGUUUUUAGUUAUAGGACCGCAAAAAACUGGGACAACUGCGCUCUACACAUUUCUGUCCAUCCAUCCGGCCAUAAGCAGUAAUUUGCCGAGCCCAGACACGUUCGAGGAAAUACAAUUUUUCAAUGGGAAAAAUUAUUACAAGGGUUUAGAUUGGUAUAUGAGCUUCUUUCCGGCAUCGAAAAACGAGAGUUCCAGAUAUCUUUUCGAAAAGUCAGCAACCUAUUUUGACGGCGAAUUGGUACCAAGAAGGGCUCAUGCUUUAUUACCAAGGGCCAAACUCAUUACUAUAUUACUCUCGCCGGCUAGAAGAGCUUACUCGUGGUAUCAGCAUACCAGAGUACAUGGUGAUCCCGUAGCAAAUAAUUAUUCAUUUCAUUCGGUUAUUACGGCCAGCGAUACGGCCCCAAAACCAUUAAGAGAUCUUCGAAAUAGAUGCCUCAAUCCUGGCAAGUAUGCGCAACAUUUGGAAAGAUGGUUAUCGUUUUAUCCACCACAGCAAUUGCAUAUCAUUGAUGGCGAACAAUUGCGACAAAAUCCAGUUGAAACGUUGCACGAAUUGCAAAGGUUUCUCAAAAUCACACCGGCAUUUAAUUACUCGUCGCAUCUUAGGUACGAUCCUAAAAAGGGAUUCUUUUGUCAAGUUACCAACGAGGAUCGUACGAAGUGUCUUGGAAAGAGCAAAGGACGUCAGUACCCGCCUAUGGAGGAUAAAUCCUAUAAAUUCUUGCAAAGGUAUUACUUGUCACACAACACCGCCCUUGUAAAAUUAUUGAAACGACUUGGAUCCAGAACGAUUCCGCAAUGGCUCAAGGAAGAUCUAACCGACACGGUGAUGACCUAGCAAACGCCGAUCACAUGAAACACAGCUAUUUCUCGAUUUCAAGCCUGGAUUCUUGCUUCCGCCGUACACGAGAUACGACGUUUGUUGGUGGAAGACUUGUAAAUUAUUUCUAUCAUGUAAAUAUUUCGCUGGACUACAAAUCCUAAUUGGGGAGAAGGACCAUGACCAGUGGAGUGGCCUAAAAUCGGUGAAAGCCUGGAAAGCUAGUCACUAAGCGAUUAUACGGUUACACAAUCCGCGUAACUGUUGAUCGUUGUUAAGCUAAUAGUACUAUUAUUAACGUUAUAUUGUAAUAAUAUAAUUAUUAUUAUCGUUGUUGCGUCAUUAAAAGUCAGGAAGGCCGAUUAUCGGCCAACUUUAAAACUCGCAGACAUAAUCUGCGAUUGAUUUCAUUGUUAUCAGGAUAAUAGAAAGUCUUGAUAAUCCUUACUACUUCGUUUGGAUCAGAAAGAAAAUUUUAUAUCGAGGACUAUUUGACGUUCAGUCAAGUACCGAUUUAUCUUUGGCUUUUAAAUGGAGCAUACUUUUUUCUUUUUUUUUUUUCUUCUUUCUCAAAGAAAGACCCCCCUCCUCCCCCCCCCCACUAUAUUUUUCUAUCGUCGCUUGAUGAUUUCUCGCGUAAGAUUUUGCGAACGCACUUCGCUCUUCGCACUUCGAUGAAAUAUUUCGAGAGGGGGAAAAAAUAUAAAAAAAAAAAAAAAAAAAAAAAAAAACAAAAAAAAAUUAAAUAAUGAAUGAAUGAAUGAAUGAA